This is a messenger RNA of Anneissia japonica, 1594 nucleotides long. RefSeq lists its product as uncharacterized. The coding region runs from base 1109 to 1594 and encodes 161 amino acids. The transcript has 7 exons. The record is from RefSeq and is a predicted model, not a curated record. NCBI's taxonomy places the organism in Eukaryota, Metazoa, Echinodermata, Crinoidea, Comatulida, Comatulidae.
UUUCUUAAUCUUAUAGCAUUUUGGGUACGCAUAAAAACAACACAGUCAGUGUAGCUGUCCGUAGUUAGGUAUGCUGAAUGUAUGUUCAUUGUUGCCAAGCUACCACUGGCACUGCACAGGGCCUGCGUAUGCCUACUGCUACAGUACCAUAUUAACAGAUACAUUACUGGUAAGAUAGAGCUUAUUAUCAAUUAAAUAAAUUUAUUAUUUGAAAUAUUGCUUUAUUGUUUCUAGGCAUGGCCUAUACCUAGGCCUGAAAUGUUUCCGACAAUUAACUAGGCCUAGCCCCUAGUAUGGGACUCGGUACCAUCUAGGCUAACCUAGGCCUAGCUAGACUACGCUAGGCUAGCUACCGUACGUUACUUUUAUCGGUAGAACUUUACUAUAACCAAUUUCACUUUUCCCUGCUAAAACUUACUCAGGCCAAGCUAACAAUUGUACUGUUUCCUGUAAAAAGCUAUAAAAUGUUAGUAAUAAAGAAACUUUACACAACAAAAUGAAUGAAUCAUAACAUCGCGAGAUCGGCGUUAAACGCAUUUCUCUAAUCGACAACAGCCUCGCUUUGAGGGGGCGUACUCAGCUUAUGAAUAUGCAAUGAGCUAAGUUAAUGAGCUUUGUCGCGGACGUUUAACGCUAGAAACGGUAAGACGAUUCCAAUCGCGUUUAUCGCGUGUUUGUCGUUUUGAAUAGUUUGGACAUGACGCCUAAUUAGAAGAUAGCAGUCAGUGAUUAUUACAUUAAAAAUAUGUUUAAAUUUAUAUUAUAUAUUUUAUGUUUAAAGGACUUUGCCAAAGAACAAACGCAUUAAGGACUGUAAAAUAGAGGGUUGUGGAGGCCAAGCCUUUGCUCGAAUUGAUAUCCACCUCAAAAAAAUGCAUGAAUUUAAGCUUGAUACAGAGGAAUACCGGCAAGCGUUGAGAAAAAAAGAACAAUCUAGGUCUAUUCACCUAAAGAAACUAACCAUUAUAGAGAGUGUCCAUAAAUAUCUUGUGGAAACACUACAACUCAACAACAAGGCCGCAAAGCAGGUAGUCGCAGAAAUCAAAAUGACUCUGCAGGGAAGACAGUAAAUACCCCUGCAGCAAAACUGAUUGAUGUCGAGGGAUUGAUGACGGCAGCAACAGUUCUUCAAAAGAAGAGAAGUGCUAGAACUGUUAGGCACUACCUUUGUUCAUACAAGAAAUUUAUUGAUUAUUUGUCAAUUUACAAAAACAAAUAUAAAGUAAGCAGUCCAGACUUGCACAGGGCUGCAACUGUGCUGCGAGUACUUUCCAUGUCUCUUACAAGGAAAGUACAAGGCGAAAAAAUGAAGAAGAGAGAGGAGAUUACUGAUGAUUUGAUUCCAGUAGAAGACCAGCAAAGAUAUUUAACGCUUUCAAAGCCGGAAAUAAAACAAAUAAGUGAUAUCAUACAUGAUGGGCAUUCCCCAACGGAGUAUCAAAAGAGCUACUUACGAAAUUAUAUUAUCACAUCACUGGCAAUUGAAAACAGCUGCAGGGCUGGAGUCAUUGAAAACUUAAGCAUUAAAGAGUAUAAAAAAAGAACAAAAAUUGACGGUGGAGAUAAUAAAGAUCUGCAGCAACCUAGAACAUAA